Messenger RNA from Hepatospora eriocheir, 126 nucleotides. Lineage: Eukaryota; Fungi; Microsporidia; Hepatosporidae. The record is from the annotation of a GenBank genome assembly.
AUGUUUUUUUACCCUUUGCUUUGUUUUCUUCUCUUAAUUGAAACAUCUCAUUUUGUUGAUUUUCAUUAUUUAAAAUAUUUGAAUUUUGUUGUUCAGAAAUGUGAUCAAAAUCAGUUGAAUUUAUAA